This is a messenger RNA of Armigeres subalbatus, 1911 nucleotides long. RefSeq lists its product as uncharacterized. The transcript has 6 exons. The record is from RefSeq and is a predicted model, not a curated record. Bases 1 to 1911 code for a protein of 636 amino acids. Lineage: Eukaryota; Metazoa; Arthropoda; Insecta; Diptera; Culicidae.
AUGGCACGACAACAAAACUUCGUGUCGUGUUUGACGCAUCCUGUAGAACCACGAAGGGAUCAUCGCCAGAAUGACGCUCUCAUGGUUGGCCCAAUCGUCCAAGAAGAGCUCCGCUCAAUCAUCAUGCGCUCCAGAAUCCACGCCAUUAUGCUCAUCGCCGACAUAGAGCAAAUGUUUCGCCAAAUACGGAUUGAUGAAAGAGAUACACCACUUCAACGAAUCGUUUGGCGAUCGUCUCCAGAAGCAACUUUAAGCACGUAUGAGUUGAAGACCGUGACAUAUGGCACUGCUAGUGCACCCUUUCUGGCCACAAGGGUACUCCGUCAGCUUGCCGAUGACGAACAACACCCGCUUUUCAGAGGCCGCCGACGUUCUACGCAAGGACUUUUACGUGGACGACCUGUUCUCCCGGAAACUCUUUACUCUGCUGGAGGCUUUGAGCUGCGUAAAUGGGCUUCAAGCGUGGAGGAAGUCCUAGAAGGCGUGCCCCCAGAGCACCGAGCGUUAAAGACAUCAGUAGAUCUCGAUCGUGACGAAUGCAUCAAAAGUCUUGGGCUACAUUGGGAACCAGCAACCGACCAACUUCGUUACAAGAUCGACCUACCUUCGAGUAACGACACUCAGCUCACGAAGAGGAUCGCACUGUCCCCAAAUUGCUCGUAUUUUUAUCCGCCAGGCCUAGUCGGACCCGUUAUAACAACGGCCAAGUUGUUUAUGCAGGCUCUAUGGACAUUGAAGGCUAACGAUGGAAACAUAUGGGGAUGGGACCAGGAACUUCCGCCUACCUACAAAGAACGAUGGUUCAAUUAUAUGUCUCAGUUGCCAUACCUAAAUGAUCUCCGCAUAGAACGAUACAUCCUUUGUUCGAAUCCUUCAUCCAUUCAGCUCCACUUUUUUUCUGACGCAUCUGAGAAUGCCUAUGGUGCUUGUUGCUAUAUCCGUUCAUCGAAUUCAAACGGAGAAACUAAAACCGCACUUCUUACGACAAAAUCAAAAGUUGCCCCGUUGAAGCAACAGAGCAUCCCGCGUCUCGAACUUUGUGGCGCGCUCCUUUCCGCGGAACUGUACGAGAAGGUAACCAGCUCACUGCAGAUCCCUACAGAUACCUACUUCUGGGUGGACUCGACGAUCGUUAUUUUGCUGGACAACAAAAUCCUGCUGACCAUAUAUCUCGUGGUUUUGUCUGCUGAGAAUCUACUCCACGACGAGCUUUGGUGGAGGGGCCCACACUGGUUAGUACUACAAAAGAAAUACUGGCCUAUUCAGCAAGCAAUUAACUCUGCCGAUAGCAUCCUCGAGGCAAGAAAACCGUCUACCAUCGCACUUUCCGCCGUCACAGAACCAUCGUUCAUUGAUGAUUUAGCCACCAAGGAAGAUCAGAGACCUUCCAGAGCAGUCAUCACUGCAGAAGAUCUACACGCAGCGGAAAUGAACCUGAUACGAUUGGUGCAGCAACAAUCAUUCACCGCCGAAUGGAACCAGUUGGAACGGUCCCAACCAGUUGGCCUGAAAUCCCGUAUUCGCUGGUUUCACCCAUUCAUUUCGGUCGACAAGAUAAUUCGAAUCGGUGGUGAACUAAAAACGCGCAACAACCCUAUGACGAACCCGACGUGGGGCUGUGUGCUGAAAUUUUCAGCGAUAACGGCAAGAACUUUGUUGGUGCAGCAAACGAACUACGUCGAAUCGUCCGGAGCGAUCAGCACCAACAAUCGAUUGCGGAAGAAUGUGCUGCUAAGGGAAUACGAUGGCGUUUCAACCCUCCAAAGGCCUCACAUUUUGGAGGACUGUUUCAUCGACAAUAAACCGAAUCGCAUCUGUAAAUCAUCGCCAAAGACGAAGCACCAGUCAGAACUCGAUCUUCGAAGGGGCCAGGAUGUUCGCAUAUGCGAGAAGCUUGACAUCUAUGCAUGA